GGGCAGCUAGUGAGUGAGCUGGGGUGAGAUGUGCUGUGCUCACCCUAACCACACCCUGACGAGGAAAGCUGGCCAAGUCUCCUAUCUUACAGUUGAAGGAUCAAGCCCUGAAGGCCUAUACAACCCUAGAUCUUUUUCUAGGGUUCCCAGGAGCUGAGAUGCCCAUUUGAGCCUGAUCUUCCUGAAGAUCUUUGGGAAGCUCACCUUUCAGGACUCCCCAUGAGGGGCAGUAUUGAUUUUUCUGGGUCCCCACAUUGCUUAGGGAAACAGGUUCCUCCAGCUCCCAUUGGCCCUUUUGUGCCUCCCCUGAGAAGCCAAGUCAGGCCACUGUGUCAGGCUUAGCCCAGAGAGAGUGGGGUGGAGGAGGCGGAGGGUGUAACCCAGCCAGGUCCUCUUCACAGAAGCUCUCAGGCAAGCUCCUCAGGGCAGCAGCUCCUCGAGGCCCCAGGAACAUGGCUCUCCCAUGGCUAGUGCUACUCCUGGCAUUGCCCAUUUUUUUCCUGGGAGUCUUUGUCUGGGCUGUCUUUGAGCACUUCCUCACCACGGAUGUCCCUGCUACCUUGCAGCAUCCUGCCAAGUUGAGAUUCCUGCACUGCAUAUUCCUCUACCUGGUCACUUUGGGGAAUAUAUUUGAGAAGCUGGGAAUUUGCUCCAUGCCCAAAUUUAUCCGUUUUUUACAUGAUAGCAUGAGAAUUAAGAAGGACCCUGAACUUGUGGUGACUGACCUGCGUUUUGGGACGAUACCUGUGAGGCUGUUCCAGCCCAAGGCAGCAUCCUCCAGACCCCGGCGAGGCAUCAUCUUCUACCAUGGAGGGGGCACAGUAUUUGGGAGCCUGGAUUGUUACCAUGGCCUAUGCAAUUAUCUGGCCCGGGAGACUGACUCUGUACUUCUGAUGAUUGGGUACCGCAAGGUUCCUGACCACCAUUCCCCCGCCCUUUUCCAAGACUGCAUGAAUGCCUCCAUUCACUUCCUGAAGGCCCUGGAAACCUAUGGGGUGGACCCUUCCAGGGUUGUGGUCUGUGGAGACAGCGUCGGAGGCGCAGUGGUGGCUGCCAUCACCCAGGCCUUGAUGGGCAGAUCAGAUCUUCCCCGGAUUCGGGCUCAGGUUCUGAUUUACCCAUUUGUCCAGGCAUUCUGUCUGCAGUUGCCAUCCUAUCAGCAGAACCAGAACGUCCCAUUUCUUUCCCGGAAGUUCUUGGUGACUUCUAUGUGUAACUAUCUGGCCAUUGACCUCUCCUGGCGUGAUGCCAUCUUGAAUGGCACUUGUGUACCCCCAGAUGUCUGGAGGAAGUACGAGAAGUGGCUCAGCCCUGACAACAUCCCCAAGAAAUUUAAGAACAGAGGCUACCAACCCUGGUCUCCCGGCCCUUUUAAUGAAGCUGCCUAUUUAGAAGCCAAACAUAUGCUGGAUGUAGAAAAUUCACCCCUGAUAGCAGAUGAUGAGGUCAUUGCUCAGCUGCCUGAGUCUUUCCUGGUGAGCUGUGAGAAUGACAUACUCCGUGAUGACAGCUUGCUCUAUAAGAAGCGCUUGGAGGACCAAGGGGUCCGCGUGACAUGGUACCACCUGGAGGAUGGUUUUCACGGAUCUGUUAUCUUUUUUGACAAGAAGGUUUUCUUUUUCCCAUGCUCCCUGAAGAUUGUGAAUGCUGUAGUCAGUUAUGUAAAGGGCAUAUGAUGGUAACCCUGGGCCCCGAGGAGGCGGGGGCAAGUAUGGACUCUAUCAGAAACUGGGUGCUUUAGUGAGUUCUAUUUUAUUGACUAAAGAGGUGCUACAUCAAUGCUUGGGGCAGCUGGGAAGGGUGAGAAGUAAGCUAAGAGUCUUGCUUAGUAUUCAAGAAAAUCCAAACUGUGUCUGUUUCCUUCUAGCACUAACAAUGUCCAGUGCUGGAUCUAGCAACAUUCUCUAACAUUCCCACUCAGGUGAAAUAAAUAUCAAAAGGAGAACAAAUGUCUUUAAAAAUUUCUCAAAGCCCCAACAUAUAAGAUCUGUGCAGAAUAAAUGCCAACAACUGGU
Molecule: messenger RNA, 2015 nt
Organism: Chlorocebus sabaeus (green monkey)
Lineage: Eukaryota; Metazoa; Chordata; Mammalia; Primates; Cercopithecidae
Gene: AADACL4
Product: arylacetamide deacetylase like 4
Cellular component (GO): membrane
Molecular function (GO): carboxylic ester hydrolase activity
Source: RefSeq, a predicted model, not a curated record